Lepisosteus oculatus (spotted gar) is the source of this 1759-nucleotide messenger RNA. Lineage: Eukaryota; Metazoa; Chordata; Actinopteri; Semionotiformes; Lepisosteidae. The record is from RefSeq and is a predicted model, not a curated record.
UGUCUGUCUGUGUUGAUCCCAGGGGAAAGAUCGGGCGGAGCGCGAGCUGCUAGAGGCAAGAGAGGCCCUGCGAGGCUGUCAGGAGAGAGUCGAGACUCUGGAGGCUGAGAAAGACCAGGUGUUACAGCAGCUCCGGGCCUCCAAAGAGGGACAGCUGGCUGCCUUGAGCCAGACCAAUGAGACCAACCAGAGGCUUACCAGCUCUGUACGGGCUCAGAGUGACCUACAGGAUGAACUGAGUUGCCUGCAAAGCCAGUUCAGCCAAGUCAGCCUAGAGAAGGAGCUCUUGUCAUCCAAGAACCUGAGACUGGAACAGAAGCUCGAAGACUUGAAGAUGACACUUUCUGGGGCCCUGGCUGAUAAAGAGCGCUUCCUGCAGGAGAAGGCAGAACUUCACCAGCGUGUCCAGGGGCUGGAGCUGGAGCUGGAACGUGCUAAGCUGGGCCGUGAGGGUUUCACUGAACAGGUGUCUGAGCUGCACAAGGAGCUGGUAGGAGCCAAGGCCCAAGCAAACCGACAGGACCAAGAGAAAGUGCUGAUGAAGGAGGAGCUGUUCACUGUCAAACAGGUGAACGAGAGGGUGGCCUCAGAGUUGGCCGAAGUGAAGCAGAGACUGGAUACAGCACUGCAGCAGGUGCACGAGCUGGAGGCGGAGAAAGUGAUCCACACUAAUCAGAUCAGUGCCCUGGAGAUGGAGCGCUCCCAGCUCAUCGGAGAAAAGGAACUGCUGAUGGGCACAGAGGUGGGCCACCUGGGCCACCAGGAAGAGCUUCAGGAGCUCAGAGAGACCUGCCAAGCUCUGAGGGAUUCCCAGCAGGCUCUGCGCUCUGAGAACCAGGAGCUGCGGAGCUGCUGCCAGGAACAGGGGGCGGAUCUUCGUGUGAGAGAGGCUGGACUCCGUCAGAAAGAGGAGGAGCAUGAAGAGCAGGUGAAGGGCUUGCUGAGCCAGGUGGAAGAGCUGCAGAGGGUGGCCGCACACUGGAAGGAGAGGUGGCAGGAGGCGGCAGUGGCCCUGCGGUCCAGGGAGCUGGAGGUGGACCUGGAAGAGGCUCAGGGGCAGCCACAGACCCCCGCUGACACGGUACCCCCAAAUAACUGACGCGUCCUGCCCUUUAAACUUCCGGGAUAGACUGAAUCAAGUUUAAUGCAGUGUAGCUGUAAAUGAAUGAAACAGAUAACAGAUUAAUAAAACUGUACAACAAAUAUAUGCUCUUUUACUACAUGUUUAUCUGCUUUACAGAGUCCAAAAUAGCAUUUGAAAGCAGGAGCAUAAUAGUCCUCAGCAGCACUGCAACAAAAGCGGGAAAAGCUCAUUUUUAGUACUUUUCUCUGAAUAUUAUAAACACAGCUAAGAACACCUUUGACUGCUAACAUCACGGACUGCUUCCCGAUCCGCACUAACACUGUGAGCACUCCCCCUUCCUGUUUAAACACAAACCCUAAAUACACCCACGUGAGUGUGCGUUCCCAGUCGUUUCUCAAUCAUACAGGAAUAUCCAGCAGGUGGAACUAUCUUCAAGUAAUUUGCUAGUGUUAGUGUCCUUUACAUGAGAUAAACCACCUCACAAAUAUUCAAGCUCACUAACCAUUGUGUAAGUGUGAGUUUUUGAUCAUUUGAAUGAAUGAACAAUUUAAAGAGUUUCAUGAAGCUCAGGAACACUUUAGUUCCUAAGGAUUCUUUUACAAUGAAUUAUGCGAACAAUGUAUCAUUAUACCACAACUGAAAUUUGACCAGUCCAACCCCACUGACUCCAAUUAU